AUGAUCCGCGAGUGUCUGAUCUGCAAAAGGCUGAAGACACCUCCAGUUCACCAACAAGGCCUGCCGACAGGUACCUUAGGAAAGGCAGCAGCCAUGGACGUCGUCUCACUCGACCACGUAGGACCAGUAUACAUGGGAGGAAUCGGGUGGAACAUCCUAGUCAUCAUCGACCAUGCCACGAGAUACAUGAUGGCGAAAACCGUCCCCACGCUGGCAGCGGUCCAGACGUUCCGCACCUUCUACAGGCAUUGGGUAGUUCCCUUCGGACCCCCACGCAUCGUACUGACGGACAACGGCCCAAGCUUCAAGGGCGCAUUCCACGCCAACACGACCUACCAGCUCGGAUGCAAACACCUGACCGCAGCGCCGUACCGACCUCAAGGCAACGGGAUCAACGAAGCAUCCCACCAAGAGCUCCAGAACGUGCUCAAAGCGCUCUGGCAAGAAGGAAUCCGAGACAUGGACCUCAUGGUAGACGCGGCGACACGCCUGCACAACGUAACGCCACACGCUGCCAUCAACACCUCGCCCUACGAGGCAGUCUUCGGCAAAGCACCGAUCCUGGACAAAAUGCAGGACAUGACCCCGCUAACGACCGAGCAGGAAAGGCGGCAAGUACAACAACAGAUGCUGCGAGAGCGGAUGGCAGAAUCCCUCCUCAGGCAGCGGCCAUUAGAAGCCGAGACGCCUAACGAUCUCCAACCAGGAGACAUCGUCGUAGUACUCGUCGACCCAGGUUCAGCAGCAUCAUCUAUAAACGGACCGGAGACACCAAAGUGGUUCGCACCGAAGUGGUCACUCCCGAUGAAGGUGAUCAGCACGACACGGACGCAAGUAGAAGUCGAGAGGUACGGACAGCCAGGCUCGACGUUCCAAGUACACAAAGAUAAAGUCCGCAGGUUCGAAAGAAGCAAGGACCCGGAGCUGGAAGCCAUCACGCAACAGUACUCCGAGAACCUCGACGAAGAGACGGUAACACAGCAACUUGGAAUAAGCGGUGGCAAACGACCACGCAUCACAAUCAAUCCAGAGACGCGAGAAGGAUUAGAGAACUUCCUAGGCAUCCACCCCAAUUCCUUCUGA
This is a messenger RNA of Gregarina niphandrodes, 1083 nucleotides long. Its product is annotated as integrase core domain protein. The transcript has a single exon. Bases 1 to 1083 code for a protein of 360 amino acids. Gene Ontology annotation, molecular function: nucleic acid binding. The record is from RefSeq and is a predicted model, not a curated record. Gene Ontology annotation, biological process: DNA integration. Lineage: Eukaryota; Apicomplexa; Conoidasida; Eugregarinorida; Gregarinidae.